UUUUUUAAAUCAUCACAGCCGCCAGCCUCUCUGUCCGGUGCCGUUUGCAUCGAAAUUCUCUCCAGUGCAUGAGAAAGAGCCGCUCUGCUCCGACCAAACGGCCGAAUAAAAUCUAGUGAUUGGAAAGGCAAGUCUGGGUGGAGAUCCCAGACCCAAGGUAAGCCUGAAAUAAUGAUGGAAGUUGAGCAGAAGGACGGAUCUGAUAACAGUCGGGCCAAUGGAAAUAAUCCUGCCAAACGUGGCAGAGGCAGGCCAAAAGGGUCAGUUAAGAAAAAGAUUAUCUCUGUCACAGAAGUAACACAUAAUGCCAGGACAUCAAAAAGAGUGGAUUAUUUUUCACCUGAAACAGUGUUUAGACCGAAAGUGAAGAAGCGUGGUCGCCCUAAGAAGAUAAGAAUGCCAGGACGGCCAAGAAAGAUCCCCCUUACGCCAGUAGAGGAAGCAGAGAGAAUGUUGAGGUUGAGCAAGCAAAGGAAACGGAGGCUUUCUAAGCCUCUUGGGAGACCCCGCAUCCAUCCCCUCGUAAAUAUCCCUAAAGAGAAAAGGGGACGAGGUCGACCACGCAAAUAUGAACCCAUAGCAAGAGCUUCUUCACAGAAUGGUACAGUCAAUGGAAACCUGAAGAAAAAUAUAAAGAGGAUGUCUGAGCUUAGUGAGGCCAUUCCUCGAAAGAGGGGACGGCCGCAAGGUUCAUUUAAGAAGAAACGGGGUCUGGCAGCAAGGUCACCAGCAAAACGGGCCAUUCAGGGGACUCCUAGAAAGAGGGGGCGACCUCCAGGUUCUGGAACAAAGAUAUCAGUCAGGCAGGAGUCAAAAGGAACUCCUCGGAAGAGGGGCAGACCCCCAGGCUCUGGAACGAAACAAAAGGUUAUAACACAGGAAGCUGAUGGAGCUCCUAGAAAGCGAGGGCGACCCUCAGGAUCUGUGCUGAAGAUAAAGUUUGCAGGACAGGAGACAGACGGAAUUCCUCGAAAAAGGGGGCGGCCUCCAGGUUCCGAAGCAAAGAUAAAACUGUCAUCACAAAAAGCAAAUGGAGCCCCUCGAAAGAGGGGAAGACCACCAGGUUCUGGAAAAGCCAGUACUCAUACAAAGGAGACCGAAAACAGUGAUCUGAGCAGCAGCAAUGCCAUCUCUGCCAGCAGCCAUCCGCGUAAGCGGGGCCGUCCUAGCAAGGCGAGCCUUGCUGAAGCCUCUGCAGUCAGUGAGGUGAAUGAGACAUCCGCACCUAAACGACCCCGAAACUCAUUUGCCUCAUCUGAGUACUCAGGUGUGGAGGCAGAGACAGUGGCAGAUGCUGAAGACCAAAAGGCCAGCAGGAAUGAUGCUGCAGAGAAGGCAGCUGAAGGGGUGGUUGGAGGGAAGAAGCAUAAAAAGAAGUAAAUCGAGUGCAACAGAGCACAGAAUAUUUUUGAAUGAGUUUUUAACAAAAUGAAAACAAAUUGUGUCAUCCUGAAGGUUACCUUGAAGGUACCUUUUUAUCCGUUUUAUUUUCUUUGUCGCUUGAGUUCUGUGCCUUUUGCAUGUGUUUUUAAAGACAGUUUGGUGUUCUGACGUUCUGCUCCAUGAGCUCAAUCUUAAUCCAAAGUGAAAAGCAGACCUUUUCAGAAGUCCGUUCUGAGACAAAAAGGAACGCCAGAGAACUAAAGGCACUUGAUUUUGUGCCGUUACAAAUAAGCUGUUUGCAUGACUAGCUUGUCAUCCUCCAUAAGCAAGACGUGAAUUUGGAAUUUUUUAAUUGUGCGAUUUUACCAGGUAAGAAAAUAAGAGUUGAAUUAAGGAUAAAACUCAGUAACUGCUAAAAUACAGUGUCAUGUAUGAUGUACACUAGUGUGUACUGAUUACAUCCUUGCUAGGAAAGACUUGAUGGCUAGAUUAUGUAGCAAGAAUGUUGUUUGGAGGGUCAGCAGUUUUGCUCUUUCUCCACACCGGAAUUUUGUAGAUCACUUAACAUCGUAUUUAAAAAUUUCUUGCUAAAACCCGAUUGUUGCAGUUUUUAGUAAAUAAAACCGUUCUAGUUAGUUAUCAUUGCAUCUUAAGCUUAUGUUGUCAUUUAUGUAUCCAGUAACAUCUACAUAAAAACUGUAAAUGCCAUAUUUACUCUGUUGAUGGGUUUAAAUGGCUUACAUGGAUCGAAUUUGCAGGUUGAACAGGUUUGCAAGUUUGUUUGCAUGUUUUGUUUUGUUAUAGGGAUAUGAAUUUUGACCGAUAACUGACCAUUAUUAGUCAGUGAUUAAUUGUUAACCAAUAAACCUUAACUACCUUUGAAAACACGAAACACAGCACUGUUUUAAACAUGACUUAUGUUAUUGAAUGAAAAAAAUGCAUUCUAGUGUCACAGAUAUGACGGUAACCUAAUGGAGUCUAGUACUUAUUACCUAGCCCAUAUUAUUAAACUUAACAAACAUUUAUGGCCUGACUGGGGCCAAAUGCAUAGUGUAAACAACAGUCAGUGUAAAGUCAGUAGUUCACAGCUCUUUUAAGCUUUUUUUUUAAUCAUGGAACUAACUACAUAGGGUAACCAUUAGCUAACAAGCACUUUUUCUGCACAGCUUGGCCCUAUCUUCAACAAAAGCAACAUAAAAUAAUAAAAAGACAGCACUAACCUUCUUGUGAUGGUGCUGUGAGCUACUUAUUGGAUGGUUUCAUCUCUGCAGUGUCCCAAGUCGACAGUCAGAAAAGCGGAAGUUGAAUUUAAAAAAUAGUCUGUUCAAAUAUCAGUUGCUUAUUAGAACGCAAAUAAAUGUGUAAAUAUAUAGUGUAUGUAUUUGUUGGUUAACGCUUAAUCAGUUAAUCGGUUAAUUGUUAAGAUCCCCCCCUUUUUUUUUGGGCACCUUCUACUCAAAAACAAAUGUUUUAUUUUUUUAUGUUUUUAACAUGUGAGGACAUAUAUUUUAAAGAAAAGGAUUAUAAUGUACACCUUCUUCCCUUCUUCUAUACAUGGACUAAAUUAGAACUUCUGAAAUUAUUUCUGUGAAUGUGAGACAUUUCAUAUUUUAUGUCUGUUUAAAUUGAUCCACACAUUGUGAAAGAUGACUGGUCCUUUACUUUCAAUUUCUGUCAUUCAUGUGUUUUGCCUUAUGAUACAUGUGUUCUCAUAGGAGUGAGAAUAUGCCAUGUUGUUUUUUAAAAAAAAAAAAUUACAGAAAUGUUGUGUGUGCUAUGUGUGAUGUUUUUAAGCAUUUUUGUGAUGGUGCUAUCAGAUGUUUCAUUGGUGCCAAGAGAGUAAUGUGAAGGAGGAUACCACCCAAACUCUAGAAAGUAUUGUGCAGUAUGAUGUUUAUGGGGGGAAUGGGUGUCUUUUAUGUGUUUUAUACUUAUAAAAUACUGUCAUACUUUGUUUUACGGAAAUCGCCUUCCAAUAAAGACGUUUGGGAAAAUUGAAGUUUUGAAAAUGGAAAAUUGAAACGUAGUUUUAGUGAAUCGAGUGUUUAAAAAGUCAGUGUACCCCCCCCCCCCCAAUCCCCUUGUUUUUCUUUAAAACAGUUGCACUUCACUUUGAUAUUGUAGCACUUGUAACACUUUACUGUAGGGUGUUGUUCAUAAGGCUACGUAACACCUACAUAAGCUUGUCUUGACAACUGACACAACUCUACAUAACUCUUUAUAAGUGCCUUCUACAUCAUCUGUCAUAAAGACUAGCUGACUUUGAUCGAAAUUGGCAAAUGUAACCUUUAUGACAGAUGAUGCCUGUUGGAAUAAAUGUUUAUGAGCAGUUAUGUAGAGUUAUGUCAGGCGUCUUGACAAACUUAUGUAGGUGUCAUGUAGCCUAAUGAACAGUGCCCUACAGUAAAUACUACCAUAGUUUCUUUUACUCAUUUAUCUUAAAACUGAUUUUAUUAAUUCUUCCUAUGUUUCUUUUUUUGGUUUUAUUAAUUUCACGUUUCAUGACUUUUUAAGAAUGACCGUUGUAAUUACCAUAGCAUGACCAAGUAAAAUGUCGAUGUGGUAUUAGAUUCUAUUUCAUAGCUGAGAGGACACCUAAUUCAGCAUGAUUGAUUCGCUCGGCCACAGUUAGAAAUACAAAAAGAAAGAAAAUCAAUGGUAUGUUCCAACAAUACCUAUUUAAGUAUUUUGACUAAACGUUACUAUGUUUCUUUCUCACCUUUUCCUAGGCAAUAUACUCCCAUCUGGCAGAGUCAGGCUCUUGGUAUUUUUCGUGCGUUUCAUUGUGUGCCUGGUAAAUUAGAAAGAUGCAUUGAUGUGCAUCAGAUGAGGCAUUACCCUUGUUGAUUUGAUGGUGCUGUUAUAUAAUAGGGUAGAGGUUAAUACACUGGUGUUUGGCUGCAACUAGUUCAGGAAAUAAAACUCAAAAAUCGCCCUGCAAAUUUGUUUAAUUGCAAUUAAACAAGUAGGCUAGUCUACGUGAACAUCACUUCCGCACAAAAAAAAACUUUUUAAAAUUGCAGCUCGCACUUGUGGGAUAUGGUGUUUUAUUUAGUUUAAGUCAAUGUUUAUGAUGCCUUGUUCUUUGAAACAUUUUAAGCAGUAAUCAUGGUGGUCUCUAGGUGAAACAAUGUGUUAAAAAACAACUUUUUUUUCUAAAAGUACUGACUCGCCACUUUUUUCUUCUUAUUUUUGCUUAGUCUACUUGAGAGUGCCACAGUGCAUCGACUCAUGUUCUACUCUAGCAUCUUUUUAGAUGUUUGAUUUAGGUAUUAAUCUGUACUUGUAACCAUUAGAUGCUGUUUAAUGUGAGUUCUUGUAUCUCUUGGGAUGUUACUUUACCUUAAUAAAAUAAUCAUGUUCAAUCA
This is a messenger RNA of Pygocentrus nattereri (red-bellied piranha), 4751 nucleotides long. Its product is annotated as origin recognition complex subunit 4. The coding region runs from base 172 to 1380 and encodes 402 amino acids. Gene Ontology annotation, molecular function: DNA binding. NCBI's taxonomy places the organism in Eukaryota, Metazoa, Chordata, Actinopteri, Characiformes, Serrasalmidae. The record is from RefSeq and is a predicted model, not a curated record. The transcript is spliced from 2 exons.